GCGGCGGCGCCGGGACGCGGCCGGAGCGCAGCCGGCAGAAGGCGGUGUGGGGAGCGCGGUAACGGAGACGGAGCGCGGCCGGCAGCGGGAGGAGCGGCGAGGGAAGGAGAGAGCGGAAAAACGGGAAAUAAACGUAAAAGAAGCGAGCUGCGUUUCUUCCGAACGGCAGAAAAAGGCUAUUUCACGACCGGCUCCCUGUCCCCUCGGUCGGCUGCGAUGCUGCUAGCCACCGUGUUGCCCUGGACGUUGGUUUUGCUUGGAACCGCAGCUUCUCUACAAGUGGACAUUGUUCCAAGCCAGGGAGAGAUCAGCGUUGGAGAAUCAAAGUUCUUCUUAUGCCAAGUGGCAGGGGAGGCCAAAUACAAAGACAUUUCCUGGUUUUCCCCUAAUGGUGAGAAGCUGACGCCGAACCAACAGCGCAUCUCAGUGGUGCGAAACGAUGACUUCUCCUCCACCCUCACCAUCUACAACGCCAACAUUGAUGAUGCUGGCAUCUAUAAAUGCGUUGUCAGUAGCAUGGAGGAGGGAGACUCCGAGGCCACCGUCAAUGUGAAAAUUUUCCAAAAACUGAUGUUCAAGAAUGCUCCCACUCCUCAGGAAUUCAAGGAAGGGGAUGAUGCUGUGAUUGUGUGUGAUGUGGUCAGCUCGCUGCCUCCUACCAUCAUCUGGAAGCACAAAGGCAGGGAUGUUAUCCUAAAAAAAGAUGUUCGAUUUAUAGUCCUGUCCAACAACUACCUGCAGAUCCGGGGAAUCAAGAAAACAGAUGAAGGGACAUACCGCUGUGAGGGCCGGAUCCUGGCUCGUGGAGAGAUCAACUUCAAAGAUAUUCAGGUCAUCGUAAAUGUACCUCCUUCUGUGCGUGCCAGGCAGAGCACUAUGAAUGCCACUGCCAACCUCAGCCAGUCUGUCACCUUAGCAUGUGAUGCCGAUGGCUUUCCUGAGCCAACAAUGACGUGGACAAAGGAUGGAGAGCCAAUAGAAGAGGCUGAUGAUGAAGAGAAAUACAGUUUUAAUUAUGAUGGGUCUGAGCUCAUCAUCAAGAAGGUGGAUAAGAGCGAUGAAGCGGAAUACAUCUGCAUUGCUGAGAACAAGGCUGGCGAGCAAGAUGCCACCAUUCAUCUCAAAGUCUUUGCAAAACCCAAAAUCACUUAUGUGGAGAAUAAAACAGCCAUGGAGCUGGAGGAUCAGAUUACACUGACGUGUGAGGCAUCUGGGGACCCAAUCCCUUCUAUCACUUGGAGAACUUCCACCCGGAACAUCAGCAAUGAAGAGAAGACCCUGGAUGGGCGCAUCAUAGUACGUAGCCAUGCCCGAGUGUCAUCCCUGACUCUCAAAGACAUUCAGUACACAGAUGCCGGAGAAUAUGUAUGUACAGCCAGCAACACCAUCGGGCAGGACUCCCAGGCCAUGUAUCUUGAAGUGCAGUAUGCCCCCAAGCUUCAGGGUCCUGUGGCUGUCUAUACCUGGGAAGGGAAUCAAGUGAACAUCACCUGUGAGGUAUUUGCUUACCCCAGUGCUGUCAUCUCCUGGUUCCGGGAUGGACAGCUGCUUCCCAGCUCAAACUACAGCAACAUCAAGAUCUACAACACUCCAUCAGCAAGCUAUCUGGAGGUGACACCAGACUCUGAAAAUGACUUUGGGAACUAUAACUGCACUGCUGUGAACCGCAUUGGCCAGGAGUCCUCAGAGUUCAUUCUUGUGCAGGCAGAUACUCCGUCCUCUCCUUCCAUUGACAGAGUGGAGCCGUAUUCCAGUACUGCCCAGGUGGAGUUUGAUGAGCCUGAAGCUACUGGUGGGGUGCCCAUCCUCAAGUACAAAGCAGAGUGGAGGGCACUGGGCGAGGGAGAAUGGCAUUCAAGGCUGUAUGAUGCAAAAGAAGCAAAUGUGGAGGGCAUGAUCACUAUCACUGGCCUGAAACCUGAAACAACCUACUCCGUGAGACUGUCUGCUGUCAAUGGCAAGGGCGUGGGUGAGAUCAGCCUGCCAUCCGACUUCAAGACACAACCAGUUCAAGGGGAACCCAGUGCACCCAAACUCGAAGGUCAGAUGGGAGAAGAUGGAAACUCCAUUAAAGUGAAUGUUAUCAAGCAAGAUGAUGGUGGCUCCCCUAUUAGACAUUAUCUGAUCAAAUACAAAGCUAAGCAUUCCUCAGAAUGGAAACCAGAGAUCAGACUUCCAUCUGGCAGUGACCACGUCAUGCUCAAGUCCCUGGACUGGAAUGCGGAGUAUGAGGUUUAUGUGAUAGCAGAAAACCAGCAAGGGAAGUCCAAACCGGCUCACUAUGCUUUCCGAACUUCUGCUCAGCCUACUGUCAUCCCAGCCAGCACUAGCCCAACAUCAGGCCUUGGGACUGCUGCCAUUGUAGGAAUUCUCAUUGUUAUCUUUGUGCUGCUCCUGGUGGCUGUGGAUGUCACCUGCUACUUCCUGAACAAGUGUGGCCUGCUGAUGUGCAUUGCUGUCAACUUGUGUGGCAAAUCCGGCCCAGGAGCAAAGGGCAAAGACAUGGAGGAGGGCAAAGCUGCCUUCUCGAAAGAUGAGUCCAAGGAGCCAAUUGUGGAGGUCCGGACUGAAGAGGAGCGGACCCCCAACCACGAUGGGGGAAAACACACAGAGCCCAAUGAGACCACCCCACUCACGGAGCCAGAGAAAAUCCCAGUAGAAGACAAAUCCGAAGUGCAAGCAACGGAAACCAAGACACCUCCAGCAGAAGUCAAGACGGUCCCCAAUGAAGCCACACAAACAAAUGAAAACGAGAGCAAAGCAUGAUCCAGCGCCAGAUGAAAGCAAACGACAGAGCGACUUCACCCAAGCAUUUAAAACCCAGAACACAACACACAUCUCAUUCCUCUAGUGUCUGUUGCCUUUUUUUACAAGAAACAAAACAGAAAAUGCAUAAAUGGGGGGAGGGGGGAAUCUCUCUUUUUUUUUCUUUUAUUUUCUCUCUUUUUUUGUGUUUUUUUCCUUAAGAUUUCCAGAAAGGUUCUAUUUGUUGUGCACUUGCUUUUAAAAAGUAAUACAUAAAAACAGGGUUAAACCCGUAACCAAAUCAGGGCUCCGCUGACCCUGUGUAUAGUCAAAGGAGUCAAAUGGCAAAUCCCGUUUGCAGCGUGGUUGGGAAGCUCAAAAGGAACUAGUCCUAGACAAAAAAAAAAGGAAAAAAAAGAGAAAAAAAGACAAAAAAAAGGACAAAAAGACAAAAAAAAGACCCUGUUCUUUCCUUGGUUAGUAUAGCAGAUAUAAACCACUGUGCCCCUCGGUGCAGCUGGUGCUUAAUGAACAAAGUCCACAAUUUAUUUUUAUACUUUUCAGUCGAGUUUGAAAUAUGUAAAGCCUCAUAAAUAAGUUAUGAUUUCCGUUCACCUUGUAUCUGUUCAGUAAGCAAAGUGUCUCAAGCUCUUUGUGACUGAAUUCUGUUCUCCACGUUCGACAUUUCUUUGGGGGUUAUUAUCAGUUGUUAGGAAGAAUGCCAAAAUUACAGCUUCGGGGGGGGAUAUAUUUCAAUUUGCAGUAUUCAGACUCUACAUUUCUUUAAAUUUUAUGUUAAUUUUUGCCAAUUUUUGGUUUUUCCAGUGUUUACAAUUGACGAUUUUAUUUUUUUUUUGAACUUUUGUUGUGUUUAUGUGUAAAAUAGCUGCCUUUUUUUGGUUUAUUUUAAAGAAAAUACGGUCUAUAGACACUAGGUUAGCAGCAUGCUUGCUUUGCUAAGGGAGACAUUUUAAAACAUGGAUGUUUACAGUAGUUGUUUCCCCUUUAUCUUUUCUUAAUUAUUGUUGUCGUUGUUAUUAUUAUGAUUAUUAUUAUUAU
Molecule: messenger RNA, 3804 nt
Organism: Melopsittacus undulatus (budgerigar)
Lineage: Eukaryota; Metazoa; Chordata; Aves; Psittaciformes; Psittaculidae
Gene: NCAM1
Product: neural cell adhesion molecule 1
Exons: 19
Coding region: 217-2766 (849 amino acids)
Biological process (GO): synapse organization; homophilic cell-cell adhesion
Cellular component (GO): axon; neuronal cell body; plasma membrane
Molecular function (GO): protein binding; axon guidance receptor activity
Source: RefSeq, a predicted model, not a curated record